AUGGCGAAGCGCAGAGGGCAGCUCUGCGCGGGGAGCGCACCGGGCGCUCGUGGCCCCCGGAGCCCCGCGCCACUGCCGCUGCUGCUGCUGGCUGGGCUGGCGCUGGUAGGCGAGGCGCGCACUCCCGGGGGCGAUGGCUUCAGCCUGCACCCGCCCUACUUCAACCUGGCGGAGGGCGCUCGCAUCACCGCGUCCGCGACCUGCGGCGAGGAGGCCCCGACGCGCAGUGCCUCACGCCCCACCGAGGACCUCUACUGCAAGCUGGUUGGGGGUCCAGUGGCCGGCGGAGAUCCCAACCAGACAAUCCAGGGCCAGUACUGUGACAUCUGUACAGCUGCCAACAGCAACAAGGCACACCCUGUGAGCAACGCCAUCGACGGCACUGAGCGCUGGUGGCAGAGCCCACCCCUGUCCCGUGGCCUGGAGUACAAUGAGAUCAACGUCACACUGGACCUGGGCCAGGUAUUCCACGUGGCCUAUGUGCUCAUCAAGUUUGCCAACUCGCCUCGGCCUGACCUCUGGGUGCUGGAGCGAUCCACAGACUUCGGCCACACCUAUCAGCCAUGGCAGUUCUUUGCCUCCUCCAAGAGGGAUUGUUUGGAGCGGUUUGGCCCUCGGACUCUAGAACGCAUCACGCAGGAUGAUGACGUCAUCUGCACCACGGAAUACUCUCGAAUAGUGCCUCUGGAGAACGGCGAGAUUGUGGUGUCCUUGGUGAACGGGCGCCCUGGGGCCAUGAACUUCUCCUACUCUCCUCUCCUUCGAGACUUCACCAAGGCCACCAACAUCCGCCUGCGGUUUCUUCGAACCAACACGCUACUGGGACACCUUAUGGGCAAGGCGCUGCGGGACCCCACCGUCACCCGCAGGUAUUAUUAUAGCAUCAAAGACAUCAGCAUCGGUGGUCGCUGCGUCUGUCAUGGCCACGCAGAUGUCUGUGACGCCAAGGACCCCUCGGAUCCUUUCAGGCUGCAGUGUGCCUGCCAGCACAAUACAUGUGGAGGUUCUUGUGACCGGUGCUGUCCAGGCUUCAACCAGCAGCCGUGGAAGCCCGCCACCACGGACAGCGCCAACGAGUGCCAGUCCUGCAACUGCCAUGGCCAUGCCUAUGACUGUUACUACGACCCUGAGGUGGACCGGCGCAAUGCCAGCCAGAACCAGGACAAUGUGUACCAGGGUGGGGGUGUCUGCCUUGAUUGUCAGCAUCACACCACAGGUAUCAACUGUGAGCGCUGCCUGCCUGGCUUCUACCGUGCCCCUGACCAACCACUGGACUCGCCUCAUGUCUGUCAGCCGUGCGACUGCGAGUCAGACUUCACAGACGGGACUUGUGAAGACAUGACGGGCCGCUGUUACUGCAGGCCGAACUUCACGGGAGAACAGUGUGCCGCCUGUGCUGAGGGCUACGUGGACUUCCCACACUGCUACCCUCUGUCUUCGUUUCCCCACAAUGACACGGGAGAACAGGUGCUUCCCGCUGGACAGAUCGUGAACUGUGACUGCAAUGCCGGAGGGACCCAGGGCAACGCCUGCCGGAAGGACCCGAGGUUGGGACGCUGUGUCUGCAAACCCAACUUCCGGGGCGCCCACUGUGAGCUCUGUGCUCCCGGAUUCUUCGGGCCUAACUGCCACCCAUGCCAGUGUUCCAGCCCUGGGGUAGCCAAUGGCCUCUGUGACCCAGAGUCUGGCCAGUGCACAUGCCGCACCGGCUUUGAGGGGGACAGGUGUGACCACUGUGCCCUCGGCUAUUUCCACUUCCCUCUCUGUCAGCUAUGUGGCUGCAGCCCAGCAGGGACCCUGCCUGAAGGCUGCGACGAGGCUGGCCGUUGCCAGUGCCGACCCGGCUUUGACGGUCCUCAUUGUGACCGCUGCCUUCCAGGCUACCAUGGGUACCCCGACUGUCAUGCUUGUGCCUGUGACCCUCGGGGGGCCCUGGAUCAAGAGUGUGGAGUGGGCGGUUUGUGCCGCUGCCGUCCUGGUUACACAGGCACCACUUGUCAGGAAUGUAGCCCCGGCUUCUACGGCUUCCCCAGCUGCAUCUCCUGCCACUGCUCUGCCGAUGGCUCCUUGCAUACAACCUGUGACCCUACAACCGGCCAGUGCAGGUGCCGGCCCCGAGUGACAGGACUACGGUGUGAUAUGUGUGUGCCAGGGGCCUAUAACUUCCCCUACUGUGAAGCUGGCUCUUGUCAUCCUGCUGGUCUGGCUCCAGCCAAUCCUGCCCUUCCUGAGGCACAGGCUCCCUGUGAGUGCCGGGCUCAUGUGGAGGGGCCAAGCUGUGACCGCUGUAAACCUGGGUACUGGGGACUCAGCUCCAGCAACCCUGAAGGCUGCACACGCUGCAGCUGUGACCCACGAGGCACGCUGGGUGGAGUUACUGAAUGCCAGGACAAUGGACAGUGUUUCUGCAAAGCCCAUGUGUGUGGCAAGACCUGUGCGGCCUGCAAGGACGGCUUCUUUGGCCUGGAUCACGCUGACUACUUUGGCUGCCGUGGCUGCAGGUGUGAUGUUGGCGGUGCUCUGGGUCAGGGCUGUGAACCAAAGACAGGUGCCUGCAGGUGCCGCCCUAACACUCAGGGCCCUACCUGCAGCGAGCCAGCAAAAGACCACUACUUGCCAGACCUGCAUCACACGCGGCUAGAACUAGAAGAAGCAACCACUCCCGAGGGCCAUGCUGUACGCUUCGGCUUCAACCCCCUGGAGUUUGAGAACUUCAGCUGGAGAGGCUACGCACACAUGACAGCUAUCCAGCCCAGGAUUGUAGCCAGACUGAAUGUGACCUCCCCUGACCUGUUUCGGCUGGUCUUCCGAUAUGUCAACCGUGGAUCAACCAGCGUGAAUGGGCAGGUCUCUGUCCGUGAAGAGGGCAAGCUUUCCAGCUGUACCAACUGCACAGAGCAGAGCCAGCCAGUGGCCUUCCCACCCAGCACUGAGCCUACCUUUGUCACUGUGCCCCAGAGGGGCUUUGGGGAACCCUUUGUGCUGAACCCCGGCAUCUGGGCCUUACUGGUUGAGGCUGAAGGUGUACUCUUGGACUACGUGGUCUUACUGCCCAGCACCUACUAUGAGGCAGCUCUGCUACAGCAUCGAGUAACCGAGGCCUGUACCUACCGUCCCUCAGCCCUGCACUCCACAGAGAACUGUCUCCUCUAUGCUCACCUACCCCUGGAUGGCUUCCCUUCAGCAGCUGGAACUGAGGCCCUGUGUCGCCAUGACAACAGCCUGCCCCGGCUCUGUCCCACAGAGCAGCUCAGCCCUUCACACCCGCCGCUGGCAACCUGCGUAGGCAGUGAUGUGGAUAUCCAGCUUGAGAUGACAGUGCCUCAGCCAGGCCGAUAUGCUCUCGUGGUGGAAUAUCUCAGUGAGGAUUCACACCAGGAGAUGGGAGUGUCAGUGCACACCCCUCAGAGAGCCCCCCAGCAAGGGAUGCUCAACCUCCACCCCUGCCCAUACAGCUCCCUAUGCCGGAGUCCGGCUCGGGAUACCCAGCAUCAUCUAGCCGUCUUCUACCUGGACUCUGAGGCCAGCAUCCGGCUCACAGCUGAGCAGGCUCACUUCUUCCUGCACAGUGUCACCCUGGUACCUGUGGAGGAGUUCAGCACUGAGUUUGUGGAGCCCCGGGUCUUCUGUGUGAGCAGUCAUGGAACUUUCAACCCCAGCAGCGCUGCCUGUGUAGCCUCCCGAUUCCCAAAGCCACCGCAGCCCAUCAUCCUUAAGGACUGCCAGGUCUUGCCGCUGCCUCCCGACCUGCCUCUGACUCAGUCACAGGAGCUCGCACCGGGUGCACCCCCAGCAGGACCACAACCUCGGCCACCAACUGCGGUGGACCCCAACGCAGAACCCACUUUGCUGCGUCACCCGCAGGGCACAGUGAUCUUUACCACCCAGGUGCCUACCCUGGGCCGCUAUGCCUUCCUGCUGCACAGCUACCAACCGGUCCACCCUUCCUUCCCUGUGGAGGUACUCGUCAACAGUGGCCACAUCUGGCAGGGCCACGCCAAUGCCAGCUUCUGUCCACAUGGUUAUGGCUGCCGUACCCUGGUGUUGUGUGAGGGUCAAAGGAUGCUGGAUGUUACGGACAACGAACUCACCGUGACCGUGCGUGUGCCAGAAGGCCGGUGGCUCUGGCUGGAUUACGUACUGAUUGUCCCUGAGGAUGUUUACAGCUCCAGCUACCUCCAAGAAGAGCCCCUGGACAAAUCCUAUGACUUCAUCACUCAUUGUACCACCCAGGGCUACCACAUUAGCCCCAGCAGCUCAUCUCUGUUCUGCCGGAAUGCGGCCACCUCCUUGUCUCUCUUCUACAACAAUGGGGCCCUCCCUUGCGGUUGUCACGAGGUGGGCUCCGUAAGCUCCACAUGUGAACCCUUCGGGGGCCAGUGCCCCUGCCGGGGCCACGUCAUUGGCCGGGACUGCUCCCGCUGCGCCACCGGCUACUGGGGCUUUCCCAACUGCAGGCCCUGUGACUGUGGAGCCCGCCUGUGUGAUGAGUUCACAGGCCAGUGUAUCUGUCCUCCACGCACUGUGCCCCCUGACUGCCUGGUCUGCCAGCCACAGAGCUUUGGUUGCCACCCCUUGGUGGGUUGUGAGGAGUGUAACUGCUCAGGACCCGGUGUCCAGGAACUGACGGACCCCACCUGUGACAUGGACAGCGGCCAGUGUAGAUGCAGACCCAAUGUAGCUGGGCGUCGCUGUGAUACCUGUGCACCAGGCUUCUAUGGUUAUCCUAGCUGUCGUCCCUGUGACUGCCAUGAGGCAGGCACCAUGGCUAGCGUAUGUGACCCCCUCACAGGCCAGUGCCAUUGCAAGGAGAAUGUACAGGGCUCAAGAUGUGACCAGUGCCGCGUGGGGACCUUCUCUUUGGAUGCUGCUAACCCCAAGGGCUGUACCCGCUGCUUCUGUUUCGGGGCCACAGAACGCUGUGGUAAUUCUAACCAUGCCCGCCAUGAGUUUGUAGACAUGGAGGGCUGGGUGCUGUUGAGCAGUGACCGGCAGGUGGUACCCCACGAGCAUCUGCCUGAGAGGGAGCUGCUGCACGCAGAUCUACGCCUUGUGGCUGACACUUUCCCAGAGCUGUACUGGCAGGCUCCGCCCUCCUACCUGGGAGAUAAGGUGUCAUCCUACGGUGGGACCCUCCACUAUGAGCUGCACUCGGAGACCCAGCGAGGCGAUGUCUUCAUUCCUUACGAGAGCCGGCCGGACGUGGUGCUGCAGGGCAACCAAAUGAGCAUCGCAUUCCUGGAACUGGCGUACCCUCUGCCGGGCCAGGUUCACCGGGGACAGCUGCAGCUUGUGGAGGGGAACUUCCGGCACUUGGAGACUCACAACCCAGUGUCCCGAGAGGAACUUAUGAUGGUGCUGGCCGGCCUGGAGCAGCUGCAGAUCCGUGCUCUCUUCUCACAGACCUCUUCCACGGUCUCCCUGCGUAGAGUGGUACUAGAGGUGGCUAGUGAGGCAGGCAGAGGGCCUCCAGCCAGUAAUGUGGAACUGUGUAUGUGCCCUGCCAACUACCGUGGGGACUCAUGCCAGGAAUGCGCCCCUGGCUAUUACCGGGACACCAAGGGUCUCUUCCUGGGCCGAUGUGUCCCCUGUCAGUGCCAUGGCCAUUCAGACCGCUGCCUUCCUGCUUCUGGCAUUUGUGUGGGCUGCCAGCACAACACGGAAGGGGACCAGUGUGAGCACUGCAGGCCUGGCUUUGUCAGCAGUGAUCCCAGUGACCCUGCAUCUCCCUGUGUUAGCUGCCCUUGCCCUCUGGCAGUGCCCUCCAAUAAUUUUGCAGAUGGUUGCAUCUUAAGAAAUGGCCGAACCCAGUGCCUCUGCAAACCAGGCUAUGCCGGCGCCUCCUGUGAGCGGUGUGCACCUGGAUUUUUUGGGAACCCUCUGGUGCUGGGCAGCUCCUGUCAGCCCUGUGAUUGCAGCGGUAAUGGUGACCCCAACAUGAUCUUCAGUGACUGUGACCCCCUGACUGGUGCUUGUCGAGGCUGCCUCCGUCACACCACCGGGCCCCGCUGUGAAAGCUGCGCCCCUGGCUUCUAUGGCAAUGCUUUGUUGCCAGGCAACUGCACCCGGUGUGAUUGUUCCCCAUGCGGGACAGAAACCUGUGAUCCCCGGAGCGGGCGCUGCCUGUGCAAGGCAGGCGUGACUGGUCAACGUUGUGACCGCUGUUUGGAAGGACACUUCGGUUUUGAGCAAUGCCAGGGUUGCCGCCCUUGUGCCUGUGGACCAACUGCCGAGGGCUCCGAGUGCCACCCUCAGACUGGUCAGUGUCACUGCCAGCCAGGGACCACAGGACCCCAGUGCCUCCAGUGUGCCCCUGGCUACUGGGGGCUCCCGGAGAAGGGCUGCAGGCGCUGCCAGUGUCCCCGAGGCCACUGUGAUCCACACACGGGCCGCUGCACCUGUCCCCCAGGGCUCAGUGGGGAGCGCUGUGACACCUGCAGCCAGCAGCACCAGGUGCCUGUACCGGGCAGGCCUGGGGGCCAUGGCAUACACUGUGAAGUGUGUGACCACUGUGUGGUCCUGCUUCUGGAUGACCUCGAGCGGGCUGGUGCCCUCCUCCCCUCCAUCCGUGAGCAGCUGCAGGGUAUCAAUGCCAGCUCCGCAGCCUGGGCCAGGCUGCACAGGCUGAAUGCCUCCAUUGCUGACCUGAAGAGUAAGCUCCGGAGGCCACUGGGACCCCGCUACCAGACAACACAGCAGCUACAGACUCUAGAGCAGCAGAGUAUGAGCCUUCAACAGGAUACAGAGAGGCUGGGCAGUCAGGCCACAGGGGUCCAGGAUCGGGCAGACCAGCUGCUGGACAACACAGAGUCCACACUGGGCCGGGCACAGAACUUGUUGGAGACUGUACAAGCUGUGAACCGUGCCCUGAGUGAGCUGGCAUCUCACAUGGGCCAAGGAUCCCCAGGCAAUGCCUCAGCACCGUCUGGCGAGCAGCUGCGCUGGGCACUGGCUGAAGUGGAGCGGAUGCUCUGGGAUAUGCGGACUCGAGACCUGGGGGCCUCACAGGCAGUGGCAGAGGCUGAACUGACAGAAGCCCAGAGGCUGAUGGCUCGUGUCCAGGAGCAGCUGACCAGCUUAUGGGAGGAGAACCAGUCAUUGGCCACACAUAUUCGGGACCAGCUGGCUCAGUAUGAGUCUGGCCUCAUGGAUCUUCGUGAGGCCCUGAACCAGGCGGUUAAUACCACCAGGGAGACUGAUGAACUCAACAGCCGCAACCAGGAGCGGCUGAGGGAAGCCCUGCAAUGGAAACAGGAACUGUCCCAGGACAACGCCACCCUAAGGGCCACUCUUCAAGCUGCCAGCCUCACCCUGGGCCACGUUUCUGAGCUUCUGCAGGGCAUAGACCAGGCUAAGAAGGACCUAGAGCACCUGGCGGCCAGCCUGGAUGGAGCCUGGACACCCUUACUGAAGAGGAUGCAGGCCUUUUCCCCAGCCAGCAGCAAGGUGGACUUAGUGGAGGCCGCUGAGGCCCAUGCUCAGAAGCUGAAUCAGCUGGCGAUCAACUUGUCGGGCAUCAUCCUUGGCAUCAAUCAGGACCGCUUCAUCCAGAGGGCCGUGGAAGCCUCCAACGCCUAUAGCAGCAUCCUGCAGGCCGUCCAGGCUGCCGAAGAUGCCGCAGGCCAGGCGCUGAGGCAUGCCAGCCGCACAUGGGAGAUGGUGGUGCAGCGGGGCCUAGCAGCUGGAGCCCGCCAGCUGUUAGCCAACAGCAGUGCCCUGGUGGAGACCAUCCUUGGGCACCAGAGGAGGCUGGGCGUUGCUCAGGGCCGCCUGCAGGCUGCGGGGACCCAGCUUCAUGAUGUCCAAGCUAAGAAGAACCAGCUGGCAGCCCAGAUCCGGGAGGCACAAGCCAUGCUGGCUAUGAACACAAGCGAGACCAGUGAGAAGAUUGCUCAUGCCAAGGCUGUGGCUGCUGAAGCCCUUGACACGGCUACCCACGUGCAGUCUCAGCUUCAGGAUAUGCAGAAGAACGUGGAGAGAUGGCAGAGCCAGCUGGGGGGCCUGCGAGGCCAGGACCUGAGCCAGGUGGAACGGGAUGCAAGCAGUUCAGUAUCCACCCUGGAGAAGAUGUUGCCACAGCUGCUGGCUAAACUGAGCCGUCUGGAGAACCGUGGCGUGCACAACGCCAGCCUGGCCUUGUCUGACAAUAUCGGUCGUGUGCGCAAGCUCAUUGCCGAAGCCCGGAGUGCCGCCAACAAGGUCAAGGUGUCCAUGAAGUUCAGUGGGCGUUCAGGGGUACGACUGCGCACCCCACGAGACCUUGCUGAUCUUGCUGCCUACACUUCCCUCAAGUUCUACAUCCAGAGCCCAGUGCCAGCGCCCACGCCUGGCGAGAACACUGGGGACCGCUUUGUUCUGUACAUGGGCAGCCGCCAGGCCACUGGGGACUACAUGGGAGUAUCUCUGCGUAAUCAGAAGGUGCACUGGGUAUACAGGCUAGGUGAGGCUGGCCCCACAACUCUCAGCAUUGACGAGAACAUUGGGGAGCAGUUUGCAGCCGUCAGCAUCGACAGGACCCUCCAGUUUGGCCACAUGUCUGUCACCGUGGAGAAGCAGAUGGUUCAUGAGAUCAAGGGGGACACGGUGGCCCCUGGGAGGGAGGGACUACUCAACCUGCAUCCUGACGAUUUUGUCUUCUACGUGGGAGGAUACCCCAGCAACUUCACGCCUCCUGAACCCCUGCGAUUCCCUGGCUACCUGGGCUGCAUCGAGAUGGACACACUGAACGAGGAGGUGGUCAGCCUCUACAAUUUUGAGCAGACCUUCAAGCUGGACACUGCAGUGGAUAAGCCUUGUGCUCGCUCCAAAGCCACCGGUGACCCAUGGCUCACAGAUGGCUCCUACCUGGAUGGCAGUGGCUUUGCCCGCAUCAGCUUUGAGAAGCAGUUCAGCAACACAAAACGCUUCGACCAGGAGCUGCGGCUUGUGUCCUACAACGGGAUCAUCUUUUUCCUCAAGCAAGAGAGUCAGUUCUUGUGCUUGGCAGUGCAGGAAGGUACCCUUGUGCUCUUCUAUGACUUCGGCUCUGGCCUGAAGAAGGCUGACCCACUGCAGCCCCCACAAGCUUUGACUGCAGCCAGCAAGGCGAUCCAAGUGUUUGUACUGGCUAGCCCCCGCAAACGUGUCCUGGUGCGUGUGGAGCGAGCCACCGUGUUCAGCAUCGAUCAGGAUAACAUGCUGGAGAUGGCAGAUGCCUACUACUUGGGAGGUGUGCCACCUGAGCAGCUCCCCCCAAGCCUGCGGCAGCUCUUCCCCUCAGGAGGCUCCGUCCGUGGGUGCAUCAAGGGUAUCAAGGCUCUGGGCAAGUAUGUGGACCUCAAACGACUGAACACCACGGGUGUCAGCUUCGGCUGCACUGCUGACCUGCUAGUGGGACGUACCAUGACUUUCCACGGCCACGGCUUCCUGCCCCUGGCUCUCCCCGAUGUGGCGCCCAUCACCACCGAGGUCUAUUCUGGCUUUGGCUUCCGUGGCACCCAGGACAACAACCUGCUCUAUUACCGUACCUCCCCGGAUGGGCCAUACCAGGUAUCCCUGAGGGAGGGCCAUGUGACACUCCACUUUAUGAACAGAGAGGUGGAAACUCAACGGGUCUUUGCUGAUGGCGCCCCUCACUAUGUUGCCUUCUACAGCAAUGCCACAAGGGUAUGGCUUUAUGUGGAUGACCAGCUACAACCAGUAAAGUCCCAGGAGAGAACAACCCCCAUGCUCCAGCUACAGCCUGAGGAACCCGCACGGCUUCUCCUGGGAGGCCUGCCUAUGUCUGGUACCUUCCACAACUUCAGUGGCUGCAUCAGCAAUGUUUUUGUACAACGACUUCGGGGACCACAGCGUGUGUUUGACCUACACCAGAACAUGGGGAGUGUCAAUGUGAGCGUAGGCUGCACACCAGCUCAACUCAUCCAGACCUCAAGGGCUCAGAAGGUUUCCCGCCGCAGUCGCCAGCCCAGUCAGGACCUUGCCUGCUCGACGCCCUGGCUCCUUGGGACUAUUCAGGAUGCAUACCAGUUUGGGGGACCCCUGCCCAGUUACCUGCAGUUUGUGGGCAUCUCCCCAUCCCGCAGGAAUAGGCUCCACCUCUCGAUGCUCGUCCGCCCACACGCGGCGUCCCAGGGUGUCUUGUUCUCUGCAGUCCCACUGUCAGGCCACAGCCCUUCACUGGUACUCUUUCUAAACCAUGGACGCUUUGUUGCACAGACUGAGGGCCCUGGGCCCUGGCUCCAGGUCCAGAGUCGCCAGCACUCACGGGCUGGCCACUGGCACAGGGUGUCUGUCCGCUGGGGACUGCAGCAGGUCCAGCUUGUGGUGGACGGCAGCCAGACCUGGAGCCAGAAGGCACCCCGCCAUCGGGUCCACAGGGCAGAGCGCCCACAGUCCUACAGUCUCUUUGUAGGAGGUCUCCCUGCCAGUAGUCACAGCUCCAAGCUCCCUGUGUCUGUGGGGUUCAGCGGCUGUAUGAAGAAAUUACAGCUGGAUAAGCGGCCACUGAGGACCCCAAUGCAAGUGGUGGGGGUCACACCCUGUGUCUCAGGCCCCCUGGAAGAUGGCCUGUUCUUCCCAGGCAGUGAGGGAGUUGUCACAUUAGAGCUCCCCAAGGCCGAGAUGCCCUAUGUGAGCCUGGAGGUAGAGGUGCGGCCCUUGGCAGCUGCUGGCCUCAUCUUCCACCUGGGCCGGACCCAGGCCACACCCUACAUGCAGCUGCAGGUGCUAACAGAACAGGUCCUGCUGCGGGCAGACGACGGGACAGGGGAGUUCUCCACGUGGGUGACCCACCCCAAGCUUUGUGAUGGUCGGUGGCACCGAGUGGCAGUGAUCAAGGGCAGGAGCACACUCCGGCUGGAGGUAGACACACAGAGCAACCACACCACAGGCCAUUCGCCAGAGACCCUGGCUGGCUCUCCAGCACUUCUGCACCUUGGGAGCCUGCCCAAGUCUUCAGUGGCUCGGUCAGAACCCCCUGCCUACCGAGGAUGCUUGAGGAAGCUGCGGGUCAAUGGGGCCCCUGUCAACAUGACUGCUUCUGCUCGAAUCCAGGGAGCGGUGGGGACGAGCGGAUGCCCCUCGGGAACCCUAGCAUUUUCCAAGCAGAGAAAGGAACUGACCCAGAGGCAGGCCAACCCCAGUGUCUUCUCGUGACUCUGGCAUUGAGGGCUCCCAGAGCUGUGUUUGCCCAUAUGAAUAACAAGUCAUUUCUAGUUUACACUGUCCUUUUAGAGGAAAAGGACACUGCACAACAGGCAUUAUAUUUAUAUUUUGUCCCUGUUGCCCAACAACCUAGUGCUGAGACCUGUAAAACCACUGGCUCCUCUGAAAUUAAAGUGACUUGUUUGACCUGA
Molecule: messenger RNA, 11336 nt
Organism: Grammomys surdaster
Lineage: Eukaryota; Metazoa; Chordata; Mammalia; Rodentia; Muridae
Gene: Lama5
Product: laminin subunit alpha 5
Exons: 79
Coding region: 1-11136 (3711 amino acids)
Biological process (GO): cell adhesion; regulation of cell migration; regulation of cell adhesion
Molecular function (GO): signaling receptor binding
Source: RefSeq, a predicted model, not a curated record